Molecule: messenger RNA, 4266 nt
Organism: Apis laboriosa (Himalayan honeybee)
Lineage: Eukaryota; Metazoa; Arthropoda; Insecta; Hymenoptera; Apidae
Product: discoidin domain-containing receptor 2-like
Exons: 9
Coding region: 689-2584 (631 amino acids)
Source: RefSeq, a predicted model, not a curated record
UUCGUCCUCCCUCCCCCUCCCCCUCUUCGCACCGGUUCGCGAAACGUGUGCCGCUUGGGAUAUUGAAUGGGGGAGACUGGUUCCGACCCAUCACAGCUACGGCCACUGUUGCGAGAGUAAGAUAAUCAGUGUGGAUCCGAGUGGGCUAUCUGGAUAGAUCGCGUGUGUGCCGCGUUAUUAUCGCGUGUCUCGAUUGUUUCUCGCUUUUUUUUUUUUUUUUUUUUUUUCCUCCCCCUUUUAAUUUCCCCCCUCCCCGUUUUCUUUUCCCUCUCCUUUCCCUCCUUUUCUUUCUCCCCUCUUUUUUUCCGAAUUAGUCGUCGAUUUUUAUUCCCAUUAAUUCGUCCAUAAGUUUUACGUACGAUUUUUCUUCGAUCUUGUGACACGAUCAGUUCGAAGAGGUUGGAACGUUGAAGUGCGUUGAAGUUCGCGGCAAUUGUGAGCAGGAUUGGGAGCAAGUGGAGAAUUGGAGCGGAGAAUUGGAGUUUGGAGAAGAGAGAAAAGGCGGGAAGAGGAGGAAGAGAGGAGUCUGAAUCGGGCUGUGAUCGAUGAUUUCUUACGUGCUGUUCGGUGUGUGCGCGUUCUACGCCUGAUCGACGUCCGUACCGGCGCGGUAUUCGGUAUUAGAUAAGAUACGGUUAUGAGAAGAGUUCGAUGACCAGUGGAUAGCGGACCAUCCAUCGACGCCACCAUGGACUACCUGCACACGUGCCUCAUCUUCUAUCUAUCGAUCCUCUGUUUCCGCGGAGGACGAACCAUAGACAUAUCACAAUGCAUCGCGCCCCUGGGGAUGGAAUCUGGUGCGAUUCCCGAUGCAGACAUCACAGCGAGCUCGAGUUUCGAUAGCGGAAACGUCGGUCCGCAUCACGGACGGCUGAAGCAAGAGAGCCACGGAGGUGCCUGGUGCCCGAAGCUGCAGAUCACCACAGAGCCACGCGAGUGGUUGGAAAUCGAUCUUCACACGGUCCACAUGAUCACCGCCACAGGCACUCAGGGCCGCUUUGGCAACGGCCAAGGUGUCGAAUACUCGGAGGCGUAUAUGCUCGAGUAUUGGAGGCCGAAGCUCGGCAAGUGGGUCCGGUACAGGGACGUGCGGGGCGAGGAGGUGAUCGACGGGAACAAGAACACGUACCUGGAGUCGAAGCACGAGCUGGAGCCACCCAUGUGGGCGAGCAAAGUCCGCUUCUGGCCUUACAGCUACCAUCGUCGCACCGUUUGCAUGCGGGUGGAACUGUACGGUUGCCCGUGGAACGACGGUAUCGUGUCGUACUCGAUGCCCCAGGGCGACAAACGCGGCAACUGGGAGUUCUUCGACGCCACGUACGACGGUUACUGGGACGGCCAGCUUCUGCGCGGACUGGGACAGUUGACGGACGGCAAGAUCGGGCCCGACAACUUCAAGAUGAGCUACUACGAUUACGACAGGGGUCAGGGAUGGGUCGGGUGGAGGAACGACACCAGGUCAGGCCAUCCGCUCGAGAUCAAGUUCGAGUUCGACCACGUGAGGGAGUUCUCGGCCGUGCACAUAUUCUGCAACAAUCAGUUCACCAAGGAUGUCCAGGUGUUCUCCGAGGCUAGCAUAAUGUUCAGCGUCGGUGGCAAAUAUUACACGGGCGAUCCGAUCGUGUACUCGUACAUGGAGGACAGGAUCUUCGAGCACUCGAGGAACAUAUCGAUCAAGCUGCACCAUCGAAUCGGCAAGUUCGUUAAGCUGAGGUUCGGCUUCGCCUCGAGGUGGAUCAUGAUCAGCGAGAUCACGUUCGACUCUGAUAUCGCUCACGGGAACUUCACCCCGGAAUCACCGCCCACGACGGAAGCCCCGAGACUAAGGGAUCGAAUCUCGGCGCGGGACAAUCCUUUGCAGGCCGAGGUUCCAGUCGUGAAGCAAGACGAUUCGAAUUACAUGGCCGUGAUCAUCGGCGUUUUAACAGCGGUGAUCCUCCUGCUCGCAGUGGCCAUUUUCUUGAUCAUCACGCGGCACAGGCAACGAAAGAACUUCGCGAGCCCGCUGGGUACGAAGACCGCGAUCCCGUCGAGCAAUCAUCAACACCUGUCGCCCGAGUCCGCAUACGGGACAACGGAGAAAGAUCCAUCGUUGAUGACGUACAGGGUGGAGGAGUUGGACGAUCGAUACGCUGGUACCAAGCUGACCACGCUUCCACGGGAUCUGAACGAUCGUCUGUUGGGGGACGUGAGGCUGGACGAGUAUCAGGAGCCAUUCUACGAGAACAAGCACAGGGAACCGCCUCAUGCCGCUUAUUACGGGUAUAGCACCGUCGUUAUAGACAACAAGGAUCUUCACGACAACGUCGAGCAGUCUGAUGCCACCUACGAUUACGCAGUACCAAUGCCUGUGCCUAGUGUGAGCAGCGAUCAGGACAGCGUUUUCUCCAAGUCUUCGUCGAGGGGUAGCGCGAAGGCGUGCUUGCAGAGCUUCUUCCCCCCGCCCCCGCCCCCGAUGAGCGCGCCACCCCCACGAGGAUCCAGUAAUCUCACGUACUCGAACCCGCCGAGCCCGGAACCAGUUUGCGAGCGCGAGCGCAGAGGAAGCAAGCGCCGCGAGCACUCGAUGCACAGAUACGCGUAAGGACACGCCACUGGCUACCACACAACCACACUCAAGGCUGCUGCACACCGCCGGAUCGAAGGUACGCGACAACAAGGUUCGCCCACCAGGGUUGAGAAAUCGAGAGACCACUUCGGCAUCCACCGCGACGCGUCCCCCAUUCCCUUUCCCCAAUCUUCCGCUUUCUACUCGAUUCUCGAUCCCGUGAAAAAAAAUGUAUCCUGAAAAAAGAAAGAAGAAGAAGAAGAAAGAAACAUGGGUGGAUGGAUGCUGAAGGCGUGAAAAAAAGGUUCACCAGAGGGCACCAGAGGAAGAAGAGGAAGGAGGAAUCGAAGAGGAGACGAAUCGACGAGUUUCUGUGCGAGAUCGAAGGAGGGGAGGAAAUUUUUCGUUGGCGCCAAAACUCUCGCUCUACCUCUCUCUCUCUCUCUCUCUUUCUCUCUCUCUAUCUUUCGAGCGGUCCAAUUAAUAGAAAAGAAAAAAGAAGGAUAGCGAGAUCGUGGUAGAUUCGAAUAUAUAUAUACAGCCAACUCGGUUCUCGAUCUCAUGGAAAAAUCUUUCUCGACGAGCACUGCCAUUCGCGCACUUUCCAAGCGUAUUAUAUACCCUCGUGUAGUAGAGUAGAGGCGUACACCCUCGAGUGGGGCGCGCACAAGAGGACGACUCAACCUACUCGUAGUAGGUAGAUAGGUAGGUAGGUAGGUAGGUAGGUAGGUAGGGGACGCGUAACCGGAGUUGUAACUACAAUUGGCAUAUCAGUUUAACGGCGACGCGCUGCCGAGAGACGACUCCUCUCUGGAAAUUCGGAAACUGCUCGCCUGACAACAGGCCUUCUUCUCCCGCUUUCAACCUGCGUGGAAAUCAAAGCCUCGUAGAAACGAUGUGCCGAUGUGCCAUCUCUAUUUUCUGCCAAUUUUAACAGGGUUCGCGACCAAGAAAUGAUCAUGAUCAUAGAGCGGGCGCGGAAUCGAUGCAUAUCGAGCGAAUAUUCCCCGAAUCGGUUGAAAUUUCCGAUCUAGAAAUUUCGAAAUGGCCGUCACAUUUUUUCUAUAGGAUAGAUUUAGGCUACGUCUUUUUCCAGAGCUUUGUAAUUUCAUUUCGAGAGGACCUCGUGGAUGUGGUUCCAGAUAAUUCUAGAUAGGAAUAUUUUAACCAAGGAGGGAAGAGCGUUGAUGGAAAAAAUAUCAUCGAGGAUUCGUGAGAAAAAACUAAUCCUUUGUCCAAUCACAGCAAGAUUCUUCGUAAUUUUAUGAGUUGAUUAAAAAUAUCGAUCACAAAUAAUCUUCCGCAACGUAAUCACGAUACGAUAAAAUAUAAUAUUUUCUUAUGGAGAAUUUAAAUUUCUACAAGAUUUCCAAAAAUACAUCCCGUUCUUUUGGGAAAAGAAAAAAUCAUUACGUUUUUAAUCACGAAUCCUUUCACGCAAGAAGCGGUUGCCAUUUGCUCGAUAUGCAAACUCUUGCAAUAAUUCAAUCGUGUUCGAAUCGAUCUACUGCGAAUUUUUUAUACACUUGUUAGGGGAUAACGAGGCUUCGAUUUCACGGUCACGUCACAAUUUUCGUCGAAACUUUCUUUUUCCAAAAAAAAAAAAAAAAAAAAAAAAAGAAAAAAAAAGAGCAACGUUUCUCAAACAACCUUUCUCUUCUUUUCCGCCGAGAUGAACUCUUCCCUCCCCCCACUCCCCCGGCUGGGGAAACACGCGC